AUGUCCAGAAAAUCCCAAGAAAGUGUUUUUGCGAGUCUCAAUGAUCUGCCCCAGUUGCGCCCCUCUUCCACCUUGGCAUCGGCUCCGGUGCUCCAAUAUACUCCGCUAGACGAAAUUAAGCCCAAUGUCUCCCGAUUACACCAAAAGUUUCACUCAGAGUCCAACAAACUUGCACUGGUUCAAUUCCGGUUGAACCAAUUGCGGAACCUUUAUUUUGCAAUCAAAGAUAAUGUAGAAGCAAUCUGUGGUGCUUUGGAAGAAGAUUUCUACAGAUCACCUUCAGAGACUCAGAACUUGGAAAUAUCUCCAAGCUUGAACGAAUUGCUUCAUACCAUGUCUCUGUUGCACAAAUGGAUCACUCCAGAAAAGGUUACUCACUUGUCUCUUUCCAUGAAAUCGAACCCGGUUUACUUGGAAAGAAUUCCUUUGGGGGUUAUUUUGAUCAUGUCGCCGUUCAAUUAUCCACUUUUACUCUCGCUUUCGCCAAUUGCAGGUGCCAUUGCUGCUGGAAAUGCUGUAGUAUUCAAACCGACAGAACUUACACCUCGUUUUUCAGCGUUGAUAACCAAAUUGUUCACUCAAGCUUUGGAUCCAGAUUUUUUUUAUGUGGUUAACGGUGCCAUUCCUGAGUCUACAACUACCUUGGAACAAAAAUUCGACAAAAUAAUGUACACCGGCAACGGCACAGUGGGUACUAUUAUCGCCAAAAAGGCAGCUGAAACUUUGACUCCAGUAAUAUUGGAGCUAGGAGGUAAAUCUCCGGCAUUUGUGCUUCCUGACGUUUCCGACAAAGACUUGAAUACCAUUGCGAGAAGAAUUGUUUGGGGAAGAUUCACCAAUGGUGGUCAGACAUGUGUAGCGGUGGAUUAUGUUUUGGUCCAUGAUUCGCUCAAAUCCAAGUUAGUUGCAGAGAUGAAGAGGGUAGUACAAGAAAGUUUCUAUGCUGGCAUUAAUGAGAACACUACCUCUUAUACCCAUAUAAUCCACGAAAGAGCAUACGACAAUUUGAAGGAUAUCCUCAAAACCACCAAAGGAGAUAUAGUGGUUGGUGGACAAACCGACGAUAGCUCACGGUACCUUUCCCCAACCAUCAUUGACAAUGUUACAUGGAGCGACUCUUCAAUGAAGCACGAACUUUUCGGCCCAAUCUUGCCAGUUCUCACUUACCGAACGUUAGACGAGGCAAUCGAAAAUGUAACAAAAAACCACGAUACUCCGUUGGUUCUGUACUUGUUUACAAGUGGUCUAACUUCGAGGAAAGGGAACAAAAAUGUUGACAAAAUUAUGAGAAGAUUGAGGUCUGGGGCCACUUUGGUCAACGAUGUGAUUAUCCAUGUUGGACUUGUCAACGCUCCAUUUGGAGGAAUUGGCACCUCAGGGUAUCUGAGCUACCAUGGCUUUUACUCAUUCAGGGCAUUUACCCACGAAAGAACCAUUUUGGAGCAAAAGUUGCGGAACGAGCGAACACUCUCAUUGAGAUAUCCACCAUUCAACGACAAAAAAACCAAGGCUGUUGGCUUGUCGAUGGAUCAAUACAACGGAAAUCUCUGGUUUGGUCGAGUGGGCGAUGUCACCCUUAGUGGACCAUCAAGGUUCUUUAGUAUUUGGGCGGGUAUAUCAGGUGUUGCAGCUUUGGGCAGUGCCGUUGUAGCAGCACUUUAG
Molecule: messenger RNA, 1662 nt
Organism: Meyerozyma guilliermondii ATCC 6260
Lineage: Eukaryota; Fungi; Ascomycota; Pichiomycetes; Serinales; Debaryomycetaceae
Product: aldehyde dehydrogenase family protein
Exons: 1
Coding region: 1-1662 (553 amino acids)
Biological process (GO): aldehyde metabolic process
Cellular component (GO): cytoplasm
Molecular function (GO): aldehyde dehydrogenase (NAD+) activity
Source: RefSeq, a predicted model, not a curated record